AUGCGGGGGAAGAUACAGGGGAAGAUACAGGGGAAGAUGCGGGGGAAGAUACAGGGGAAGAUGCAGGGGAAGAUGCGGGGGAAGAUACAGGGGAAGAUACAGGGGAAGAUGCGGGGGAAGAUACAGGGGAAGAUACAGGGGAAGAUGCGGGGGAAAAUACAGGGGAAGAUGCGGGGGAAGAUACAGGGGAAGAUACAGGGGAAGAUGCGGGGGAAGAUACAGGGGAAGAUGCGGGGGAAGAUACAGGGGAAGAUACAGGGGAAGAUGCGGGGGAAGAUACAGGGGAAGAUACAGGGGAAGAUGAGGGGGAAGCUGCGGGGGAAGAUACAGGGGAAGAUGCGGGGGAAGAUGCGGAGGAAGAUACAGGGGAAGAUGCGGGGGAAGAUGCGGGGGAAGAUACAGGGGAAGAUGCGGGGGAAGAUGCGGGGGAAGAUGCGGGGGAAGAUUUGGUCCUGGUGUACGUGGCUACACCUUUCCCUGGCCAGUUCAUCCCUGGGAAAGGUUUAG
Messenger RNA from Haliotis rufescens (red abalone), 507 nucleotides. RefSeq names its product chromatin modification-related protein eaf-1-like. The transcript has a single exon. NCBI's taxonomy places the organism in Eukaryota, Metazoa, Mollusca, Gastropoda, Lepetellida, Haliotidae. The coding region runs from base 1 to 507 and encodes 168 amino acids. The record is from RefSeq and is a predicted model, not a curated record.